Molecule: messenger RNA, 396 nt
Organism: Helobdella robusta
Lineage: Eukaryota; Metazoa; Annelida; Clitellata; Rhynchobdellida; Glossiphoniidae
Exons: 2
Coding region: 1-396 (131 amino acids)
Source: RefSeq, a predicted model, not a curated record
AUGCCAGACAAUCUAGCGUUAACACUGAACAUCACACAUUCUCCAGUUGAGGAUACACUAUCCAUCGAGGAGGAAUGCAUGAAGGACAGGCACUGGUAUGCCUUCCUCUGCUCCAGCAUCGUUGCCUUCCUCACCGGGUUGGCCAUCGUUUUGUUCGGCCGAGUUGUCUUUUGGUGUUUCUGCAAGGAUGCAGCUGCUGAGGGUAUCGAGAGUCCCGCCAAAAAUAAAAAAAGUAACGGCAACGAGCCGGACGUUCAAAUUGGAUGGGCCACUGAGGCCAAGGACUGGGCGGGAGAACUUAUUUCUGGACAGACGACAACUGGGAGAAUUCUGGUCGUAUUGGUCUUCCUGCUGAGUAUCGCCUCCCUCAUCAUCUACUUCAUCGAUUCCUCGUAA